UGACCUCUACGAGCAAAGAGGCUUGAAAGAUUGUUUUGUUUGGGAUUGUUCCGAUUUGCGAGAAGAGAGAAGACUCUUUAAUAUCAAAAUUAGGUGGCGCGAAAAUAACGCCCUCUCUCUCUCUCUCUCUCUCUCUCUCUCUCUCUGAUCUCGAACCCAUCCUUAAAUCGACCGAUCAAUCUCCGGCGUUUUCUUCUCUCACGAGCAUUCUCUCCAUCGCCGUCGAAAGAUUUCUACGGUUUCAAGCUUGGCUUAUAAACAUCGGUCGCGUUCGUUAAUCCCCAUUUCGAGCUGAGAAGAUUUCGAGAGGAGAAUCACGGGUAUGCUUUUUGUGGGGAAAUCGAAGGGGUUUUUCGUCUCUCCUGAAUAAAGGGACUUCCUUUACAGCAACUGGAGCUUUUUUUUACUGUUGUUUAGCUCGAAUGCAGAAUUGAGACGUGAGGCGUGAAACUGCUGAAUCCAACCAAUGCAAACUUUUGUUUCAUUAGCUUGAAUGGAUGUAGCUACUGAUACUUCUAGACGGCGUCUUGUUCCAUCAGAGAAGAACAAUGCAGCCGCUGUCACUCGCCGUCCUCGAACAACAGAGGUCAGUUCAAGAUACAGAUCACCCACACCGACCAGAACAGGGCGAUGCCCUUCCCCAAGCGUCACGAGGCCAACGGUGUCUUCGAGCUCUCAAUCCGUGGCUGCUAAAAGAGCUGUUUCGGCAGAGAGGAAGCGUCCUCCAACACCGCCAUCUCCUACUAGUCCCUCCACGCCUAUACGCGACACGUCUAUAGACUUACCAGCUUCGUCUAGGAGGCUAUCUACAGGUCGUUUGCCUGAAAGCUUAUGGCCUUCCACUAUGAGAAGUCUCAGCGUUUCGUUUCAGUUGGAUUCAGUCUCAGUCCCUGUUAGUAAGAAGGAGAAACCGGUUAGAAGUUCUUCUGUUGAUCGAACACUGAGGCCUUCUUCGAAUAUAGCUCAAAAGCAGAAGGCUGAAACGACCUCUGUAUCAAGGAAACCUACGCCAGAGAGGAAAAGAAUUCCAUUGACAGGGAAGAAUAGUGCGUCUGAUCUUUCAGAGAAUUCGAAACCUGUAGAUGGUCCUCAUAGCCGGUUAAUAGAACAGCAUCGGUGGCCUAGUAGAAUUGGUGGAAAGAUCAAUUCUUUAAACAGAAGCUUGGAUCUUGGCGACAUGGCUUCAAGGGGUCUAUCAACUUCAGGGCCUGGAACAGGGCAGUCUCUUAGGAGAAUGUCACUACCUUUGUCCAGCAGCUCGAAAGCUUUGCAUAAAACUUCUAGCAACGCAUCUAGUAAUGGUGGAUUAGUGUCUCCAACAAAGUCGGAAGAUAAUAACAUAGCUCGAACUUCCGGGGCUCAAAGACUCAUGUCUGCAAGUUCGUUAGAUAGAGCAACCUUGGCGACGGCUGUACCUAGGCUUCAUCCAUUGCCGGCAUCUGGAUCUCGACCUGCUUCGCCAAGUAGAUCAUCGUUUUCGUCUUCAUCGCCUAUUUCCCGAGGCAUGAGUACUUCGAGAGGAGCGAGUCCAUCAAGAGGACUAAGCCCUGCAAGAGGAUUGAGUCCUACAAGAGGUUUAAGUCCUGCAAGAGGGUUAAGUCCUGCAAGAGGGUUAAGUCCUUCACGUGUCACAAACUCCUCCUCUUUUGCUAGACCAUCAACUCCACCUUCAAGAGGGCUAAGUCCUUCAAGGAUAAGACAAACAAGCAAUUCUACACAAUCCACUACCACAACUUCGGUUCUCAGCUUCAUCGCGGAUGUCAAGAAAGGCAAAAAGACGAGCUACAUCGAAGACGUUCAUCAACUGCGUCUGCUCUACAAUAGAUAUUUACAGUGGCGGUUUGCAAUCGCGCGAGCUGAAGCUGUAAUGUACAUCCAACGAUUAACUUCCGAGGAAACUCUGUUCAAUGUGUGGCACGCGAUAUCAGAACUACAGGAUGAUGUGACCAGCCAAAGGAUUGUCCUGCAACAGCUAAAGCUAGAGAUCAAACUCAACUCACUAUUAAACGAUCAGAUGGUGAGCCUUGAAGAUUGGGCCACACUUGAAAGAGACCAUGUCAGCUCUUUAGUUGGAGCCAUAGCAGAUUUAGAAGCAAACACUCUCCGUCUUCCAGCGACGGGAGGAGCAAAGGCGGACGUUGAAUCUCUGAAAGCAGCUAUGUCAUCUGCCCUCGAUGUAAUGCAGGCUAUGGGAUCGUCCAUUUGGUCUUUACUCUCAAAGGUGGAGGAGAUGAAUAAAAUGGUGUCGGAACUCGCUGUUGUCGUUACCAAAGAGAGUUCUAUGCAAGGCAAAUGCGAAGAUCUUCUGGCAUCAACCGCGAUCAUGCAGAUAAAAGAGUGUAGCCUGAGGAGUCAUCUGAUACAAACUAGGAGAGAAGGAGAAGAAGAUGCAGAGGAGGAGACUCCUGAAUUGUUGCCAUCAAGCAAGUUUCCAUGGCCAUAAAUAACACGCUUACAGUUCCACACGCUCAACACUAAUCACCUGUAAAUUUCUCUUUGAUGAUCCCACAUUUCUCUUGUCGAGAUCCUUUUUUUGAUCUUUGCUUGUUAUAGUUUUUUCUUUCUUUCUGGUAUUCAACAUUAGCAUAGGAAAAAAGGAAGUGAGAGAUCGCAAGUUCGAAGGUCUUUAGGAUAAAAAAAGGGAAUUUAUUUAACAUUUGUUCACAUGUAAGCUUUGAUUUUGAUCUGAUGUGGGGUUUUUGGGGGAGUUUUAUUCUUUAGUCUCAAUUAGUUUACUAAUCAAUUAAUUUUAGGACUGUUUUUUUGGCUUAUUAAUUAAAGAAAUUGAACUUUUUUAAAUCACAUUACAUGUAAUUGUAUUUGCCUUAUAAAACCAACUUAAAUAAAAAUAGAUUGACAUAAUAAUACUUUUGCUAUAU
Thlaspi arvense is the source of this 2879-nucleotide messenger RNA. NCBI's taxonomy places the organism in Eukaryota, Viridiplantae, Streptophyta, Magnoliopsida, Brassicales, Brassicaceae. The record is from the annotation of a GenBank genome assembly.